AUGCCGUACUUGGCCGCUCGCGCCAUCAUGGAAUCUGGCGAGCCCAUUGGAAACACAUCCAUUAGAACCACGAAGCCAGAUGGUCAGAGGAAUGAGAGCGCCGUGGAGGAGUAAGCGAUCUACCACAAGAUCUAAAAGUUUCUUUUUGAGUUGAAUUCACGAGAAAUCAAGGCUUUUAAAGGUCAAAAAUUAAAAGUAAUUAGUAAUUAGUUCAUUUUUGCGUAAAACGGUUUAAAAAAUCGUAAGUUUAUCUAUAAAAUAAUGGCAGAAAACCUCAAAAGAGUUAAAAUUUAAAAAAAUUAAAAUGAAUCUAAUUUCCAGCCAGAUAUAACUACAUUUUCAGUUUGAAAACCAUAGUCAACGAUGUCGGAGGAUUCAUGCAAAGUACCGCGAGCAAGGUCUGGUCACUGGUCACAUUUACUGGUCGCGAUUCCUUCCACAUUCGCACUGCCAGCAUUGAUACCGCUCUAAUGGAUCUUCAGCACAACACGGACAAUAACGCUCCAGUUGAGAGCGCAUUGAAUCGACCUGACUCCUACGAUCAAUGGCUUAUCAUCAAUGCUCCAUUGGCCAUCUGGUGCAUCUUCAUCAUUGCCAUCACGCUCUGCUUUUGUUGUCUUUGCAAAUGUUGUUUCUGA
Bursaphelenchus okinawaensis is the source of this 638-nucleotide messenger RNA. The record is from the annotation of a GenBank genome assembly. Lineage: Eukaryota; Metazoa; Nematoda; Chromadorea; Rhabditida; Aphelenchoididae.